Umbelopsis ramanniana AG is the source of this 2132-nucleotide messenger RNA. RefSeq lists its product as uncharacterized. NCBI's taxonomy places the organism in Eukaryota, Fungi, Mucoromycota, Umbelopsidomycetes, Umbelopsidales, Umbelopsidaceae. Gene Ontology annotation, molecular function: GTPase activator activity. The coding region runs from base 118 to 2115 and encodes 665 amino acids. The transcript has 7 exons. The record is from RefSeq and is a predicted model, not a curated record. Gene Ontology annotation, biological process: activation of GTPase activity.
UAGAAUCCCUGGCAGCAACAUUUUGCUGAUGCCGAAGUACGAAAAAUCAUUCGGCAAGACGUUGAGCGAACGUUUCCAGACGUCGAAUUCUUCAGAGACGAUGCUGUCCAAAAUCAAAUGACAGAUGUAUUAUUCAUUUAUUGCAAACUGAACGCUGAUGUGUCCUACCGACAAGGCAUGCACGAAUUGCUUGCUCCUAUAUUCCUAGUUUUGAAUACAGAAGGAGUUGACAUAGGCGACGGAUCAUUAGUUGGCCCUGCGGACUCCAGUACAAAGCUUAUGGCACAAGUUCUAGAUAAAAAGUUCUUAGAGCACGAUUCUUAUGCACUUUUUGACCGACUGAUGUCCGGUGCCAAGAAGUGGUACGAAUUCAACGACGAAGUGUCGACUAGACUAACACCGGCCAAGAAGAAAGAACUAGAUCUUAUUGACCCAAUGGGCCUUGGAGGCACUGAGAAGACCGUUCCGGCUGCUCAGCUCACUCCGAUAGUGAAGAGCUGUCGUCGUAUUCAGCACCAGCUGCUAAGAAGUACCGACCCUGCGCUGUAUCAACAUUUGGAAUCACUGGGCAUAGAACCUCAGUUAUAUGGCAUUCGCUGGAUAAGAUUAUUAUUUGGCAGAGAGUUCUCUAUCGAAAAUGUGUUGGAGUUGUGGGACGCAAUAUUUGCUGAAGAUCCGUCAUUGAACAUUGUGGAAUACAUUUGCCUUGUACUUUUGAUUCGCAUACGAGAUAAGAUGAUGGAUGGAGAAUACGCCGAGUGCUUAACACUGCUCAUGCGGUACCCGCCCAUCAAAGAACCUGUCACUUGCGUGGAACAAGCCAAAUACCUGCGCCAGAAUUUGACUGAGGAGGCGUGCCUUCAGAUUUUGCGCCAAAACGACGUCAAGGCGGGAAAGCCUCCAAGGGAAAGCAUUGGUCUUGAGCGACCAAAUGAUCCACGACAGAGGCGUGCAAACCAGGCGGGUCGUAGUGGACCGCCUUCGGAAGGUAUCUCGAAGUUGACAAAGGAUAUGAUGCAGAAUCCCCAAAUUAGAGAGAUCAACCGUGCUCUUGUAGGGGUUAUGGGAGCUGUUCAGAAAAACAUGAAUACGUUCGGCGAAAAUGUUUUGGGAAGAUCUGGCCCCGAUAUGAAUAAUGCUGCUGCCAGGCCAGUCAUUCCAACAAGAUCAAACUUCCCUGACGCUGUGGAUCGUUUGACCGACGCACCUCAAUAUAACCCAUACCAAACAUCCAAUCAACCGACUCCCCAGCCGCCUAAACCCACUCCUGCAAAGCCUCCCAUGGCGCACCGAGUCAACAAACCCCUUCCUAGCAACACUCAAUACAAUGACUUGGUUGAUAAUUUGCACGAAGUUAACUCAGAAAUGGGUCAGUUAUUGGCGAAAUGCGUCAAUGUGCUUGAACGAGAACUAUUCCCAGAUAUUGAUGACGAGGAGAAAGCUGGCGAAGGUGAAUCACAAGAAGGUCAGAAACAGCCUAGUGGGGCCAUUAGGGAAGAAGCAUCGGUUAUUAUGGCUUUGGUGGGGAUUAAGCACGUUCGCGACGUCCUACUUGGCAAGCAAAGAGAGUUGGAUCUUUCGGUUGCCAACCAGAUUGCGCAAAUGAAUAUCAAUCAGUCAAGUCAUAGCGAGGUUGAAGAAGCGCCACCAUCUAACACGGCUGAUGCUACUAGCGAAGAAGUCGUCAAACAGAUGGACACGGAACAAAUCAAGGGCGAACCCAAACAGCCAUCAUCCGCUCAACCUGUGGUUAAAUCUGAGCCGCCUGUCAGCAAACAGCCGCCGCCCUUCAAGGCGCUCAGCUCCACGUAUGUCUCCCCCAACCCUCUUCCUCCCAAACCCAAUGUUUCCUACAACAUUGAGGACCUCCUCUCCGACACGUUGAAAGACGGAGGAUCAUCGACGCGGGUUAACAACAAGGAUAAAUUUAGUUGGAUGAUGGAAUCCAGUCCAGCAGGCAAAAAGCUUGGUUCGAGUAGUUCUUUAUUCUCCUCCUCAGCAUCUCGAUCGGCGGCCAAGCGCUCAGGCAAUCGAUCGCCAGCAGCCACAAGUGCUGUGUCUGUUGAUCCUUUGGAUGCGCGGCACGCAGAUAGACGGAAGGUUUAUGAUGAAUAAAAUGGGAGCAUUAUUAU